Molecule: messenger RNA, 3582 nt
Organism: Schistosoma haematobium
Lineage: Eukaryota; Metazoa; Platyhelminthes; Trematoda; Strigeidida; Schistosomatidae
Product: RNA-binding protein 39
Exons: 6
Coding region: 642-1625 (327 amino acids)
Biological process (GO): mRNA processing
Cellular component (GO): nucleus
Molecular function (GO): RNA binding
Source: RefSeq, a predicted model, not a curated record
GCUUAGGUGGCUUUGCUUGUUAUUCGUCAGGUCGCCGCGUAAUUUGUCACCGAAGUAGAUACGUCCCAGCAAAUCUUCCGUCUUCUAUUUUGGCUAGACCACGGGUUUUGGCUUAUACCAUUGGUCGACACUCAAACUGGGAACAAUGACUGACGACAUAGACGUUGAGGCUAUGCUUGAGGACCAUUACGCUCGGGAGGAUACUCUGGGUCUACGAUCCUCGUUGACGUCGUUGUGGACGUCUGGCCCUUUCCCACCUCAGCUGUAGUUAUCAAUAGAUUGUUUCGGGCUACUCAAAGUCCAAUGGUCAUCGAAGACGUGGUCGUUCACGUUCCAGGGAUCGAAGUAGAAGACAUAAGUCGCGCAGCAGAAGCAAAGAACGUCGACGGGAUAAAAAUCAUGAAUCCGACCGGGGACGACAUGAACGCCGCCAUAGUUCGCGUGACCGGGAUCGACAUAGGUCUAGUAGAGAUGACCAUAGAUCGUCGCGGACUGAAAGACGUCAGAAAUCUCCUGAACUUAGUCCAGAAGAGCGAGACGCACGGACUGUGUUCGUUUGGCAGCUGUCUGCGCGCAUUCGACAACGAGAUUUGGAGGACUUCUUCACUUCAGUGGGUAAAAUCAGAGAUGUUCGUCUAAUCAUGGACAACAAAACCAAAAGAUCAAAAGGCAUAGCGUAUGUUGAAUUCCGUGAAGUAGAGUCAGCUCAACUGGCCCUUGGACUUACCGGCACUCGCUUAUUAGGCGUUCCAAUUCAGAUUCAACAAAGCCAUGCUGAGAAGAAUCGGGUAAGCGCUACUCCCUCAUUGCCUCGGCCGUCGCAACAGAACAGGGGGCCGAUGAAAUUAUACAUAGGUUCUUUGCAUUACAACAUCACGGAAGAAAUGUUAAAAGGUAUAUUUGAACCCUUUGGGAAGAUAGAGGAUAUAAAAUUAAUCAAGGACCCUACUACCAAUCGUUCACAAGGUUAUGGCUUCGUAACGUACGUCAAUAGUGAUGACGCUAAAAAAGCGCUGGACCAAUUAAACGGGUUUGAGUUAGCUGGCCGACCAAUGAAAGUGAAUCAUGUAACCGAACGCAGUGAGUAUGCUUGUCUAAGCGCUUUAGACAACGAUGAGGCUGACCGUUCAGGCGUUGAUCUAGGCACCACUGGGAGAUUGGCUUUGAUGGCAAAACUCGCUGAAGGCACUGGCUUAGAGAUCCCCAAAGCUGCCCUUGCUCAACUGCAUAUCGGGCAAAACAACCCGAUACUGGGUUCAGCUGGAAGUGUUAGUUCAUCAUCCGCAAUUGCUCCUCCCGUGUGCACACAAUGCUUUAUGUUAUCCAAUAUGUUUGAUCCGCAUGUUGCAACUCAUUCGGUUUUCGAAGAAAUACGUGACGAUGUUAUUGAGGAAUGUACCAAGGCCGGCGGAUGUCUUCACAUUUUUGUUGAUCGCACCAGUGCCCAAGGAAAUGUUUACGUCAAAUGUCCUAGUAUAGCAGUUGCAACUCAAUGCGUAAACAUGUUACAUGGUCGCUAUUUCUCCGGACGGUUGAUUACUGCAGCCUACGUUCCUUUAAUAAAUUAUCACCAACUCUUCCCAGAUUCUGUAACUGCGAAAACACUAUUGCAUCCUUCAAGUUGAAACUAUUGUAAAUAAUCCAAAUGUUUAUUGACCACUGCAUUUGUCAAUAUAUUAUCACUAAUAAUUUGUUUUCUUGACAGCUUUUGGGCACUGGACAUUCCUUCUACUUGUCUUGAUUGACUGUGUAGGAUUCUGCUUCUUAGUCUCACAAUGGUUUGACAGAACGCUACUUAAGAAGGUGUUAAAAUACGAGGGUUUCGAAGUGGUUUUAAACAAGCUAUAGUUUCCUCGGUUCUCACCUACGAACUCAACAGAAACGGGAAAUUCCUAGUGUGUAGUAAGCUUGAGUUUAUCGUAUUCCUCAGGUAUAUUAAGUGAAACUUGCCAUGAAUGUCGCCUGGCAGUAAAUUACUAAGUUUAUUUAGAAUUAUAUUGAAAUGGGAUGUAUGGUCACUGUUGAGAAAUAAGGAUGACCAAUGUUCUACAUUAUCGGGUCACUAACGUUAAGCUGAGGGGCGGCUAUAUGCAGCACUAGAUUUCAAAUGGUAGGUACUAUGUCGGUCUUUACGUGACAGGUACAGUCGAAACAACAGGUAGUCAUUAAAACGAUAGGCCUGGGUCGUCUCGGUCGUUGCAAAGCCUGUUAUACUUGCAGUAUGCCUUGGUGUUUACACAUAAGCAGGUUUGUUGAAUCAGUGUAGACAUCAGACCUUACUAUGGUGAACGUUAAUCUUCUGACAGAUAAUUUGGUACGCAAGAUGUGUGCUGCGUUUGGAGUGGUUUGGUAACACUCCUGAAGAAACUACAUUUGUUAACUUUUCUGCAUUGUCUGUUUGCCUUUUUCAAGAAGGAUGCUCGCUACACAGACAGGAUAUUGGUAUUGUGAGAUAUUACCUCUAUUUCAUAUGAAGAUUAGUGGAUGGAAGUAGGUUAGCACAAUUAGCGAAGAGAUCCUGUGAUUAUUUUGUUUUCUCUAGGUUGUCGCAUAGCUACGGUCCGUCUGCGUCCGUAACUAAUAUACUGUCGAUAGUUAUGAUGAAGACCUGUGCGCAAAGGACGAUGUGUUUUAUUGAUGUUUAAUUCGACUAGUGUCAGGCUUUUCUUAAAAUCGGUGAUUGGAUGGGAUGAACCUUCUAACAGAAGGCGUGGACGGCUUAAGUCAUUACUAAUGUUUUUAUUCAGUUAGAAAAGAGGUGACCUGUUGUGCAACAGGCGUUUCAAUGAGCUUGGAUCCAAAUAGUCAUAUACUCGGUCGAUUUUGGCCACUAAGUUAUGUUAGAAUAGUUGGUUAUGUAAUAGCCUCAGGUGAAGUGAUAGGUCGCUAAUACAUUGUAUGCCGCACAUUUAUGAAUUUGGUAAAGUCAAAGAGUAUUCUCUUACGAUAAUUCAGGUUUCUAGCGGUAAAUCAAGGUUUAACAGUGAAUAGGCUUUAAAUAAAUCAUGUCUAGCAUAUUUGCAACUGAUCUUUACAAGCCUGACAAUCUCGUGAUGUGAUUUACUGAUUAGAAACUUAAUUUCCGAGGGUAUUGUUUAUGUAAUCUUGCAACUGUGAAAGAUAAUUCAUGGAAAUAGAAGAGGAUGAUCAUAUGAUAAGUAUGUAAUGAUAUUUCCCCAAGCCACUGAAUACUUACUUCAGCGUUUAUGAUGUGAAAUUAACUGAGGGAGUUAGAAAAUCCUGAUUCCAAACUAAUGGUGCACGUGGGCUUCAGGAUCCUGAGGGAACAAAUGGCGUAUAAACCAAUUUUUGGUCACCGGCUACCAUGGGAAUGUAUCUUCUAACGUUGCUUCAUUGCCUUGUGGAUUAGACCUUUAUGUCAAAGGUUCGGUAUGGCUCCCUAAGGAAACCACCUGUUUCUGUUUGGGCACCCGGACAGUAUCUCAGCCCUCGCACAAAUCGAAUGAUUUAUGUGGCGUAUAUCUGUUUGGUGUCUACUUGUACCAAUGUUUAUGCGUUUAAAUAAAUAAAUAAUCCUGUGGUCUUAUUAUUAUAUAUUAAUGUGUUCUUUGUGAUUAUUAU